This is a messenger RNA of Dama dama (fallow deer), 2073 nucleotides long. RefSeq names its product glycogen synthase kinase 3 alpha (gene GSK3A). The transcript is spliced from 11 exons. The coding region runs from base 16 to 1467 and encodes 483 amino acids. NCBI's taxonomy places the organism in Eukaryota, Metazoa, Chordata, Mammalia, Artiodactyla, Cervidae. Gene Ontology annotation, molecular function: protein serine/threonine kinase activity; ATP binding. Gene Ontology annotation, cellular component: nucleus; axon; cytosol. Gene Ontology annotation, biological process: extrinsic apoptotic signaling pathway in absence of ligand; negative regulation of TOR signaling; regulation of neuron projection development. The record is from RefSeq and is a predicted model, not a curated record.
CCUGCGCUCGGCGCCAUGAGCGGUGGCGCGCCUUCGGGGGGCGGCCCUGGGGGCUCGGGCCGGGCGCGGACCAGCUCGUUCGCGGAGCCAGGCGGCGGAGGCGGCGGCGGCGGCGGCGGCCCGGGGGGUUCGGCCUCUGGCCCAGGAGGCAGCGGCGGCGGGAAGACGUCAGUCGGAGCCAUGGGCGGGGGCGUGGGGGCCUCGGGCUCCGGGGGUGGCCCCAGCGGCAGCGGCGGAGGAGGCAGCGGCGGCCCCGGCGCGGGCACCAGCUUCCCGCCGCCCGGAGUGAAGCUGGGCCGUGACAGUGGGAAGGUGACCACAGUGGUAGCCACUCUAGGCCAAGGCCCGGAGCGCUCCCAGGAGGUGGCUUACACAGACAUCAAAGUGAUUGGCAGUGGCUCGUUUGGGGUCGUGUACCAGGCACGGCUGGCAGACACCAGGGAAUUGGUGGCCAUCAAGAAAGUUCUCCAGGACAAGAGGUUCAAGAACCGAGAGCUGCAGAUUAUGCGUAAGCUGGAUCACUGCAAUAUCGUGAGACUGAGAUACUUUUUCUACUCCAGUGGGGAGAAGAAAGACGAGCUUUACCUAAACCUGGUGCUGGAAUACGUGCCCGAGACAGUGUACCGGGUGGCCCGCCAUUUUACCAAGGCCAAGUUGAGCAUCCCUAUCAUCUAUGUCAAGGUGUACAUGUACCAGCUCUUCCGGAGCUUGGCCUACAUCCACUCCCAGGGUGUGUGUCACCGCGACAUCAAGCCCCAGAACCUGCUGGUGGACCCCGACACUGCUGUCCUCAAGCUCUGUGAUUUUGGCAGUGCAAAACAGUUGGUCCGCGGGGAGCCCAAUGUCUCCUACAUCUGUUCUCGCUACUACCGGGCCCCAGAGCUGAUCUUCGGAGCCACCGACUACACCUCAUCCAUCGAUGUGUGGUCGGCUGGCUGCGUACUGGCUGAGCUCCUCCUGGGCCAGCCCAUCUUCCCUGGGGACAGUGGGGUGGACCAGCUGGUGGAGAUCAUCAAGGUGCUGGGAACACCAAGCCGGGAACAGAUUCGCGAGAUGAACCCCAACUACACGGAGUUCAAGUUCCCCCAGAUUAAAGCUCACCCCUGGACAAAGGUGUUCAAAUCCCGAACACCGCCCGAGGCCAUCGCGCUCUGCUCUAGCCUGCUGGAGUACACCCCGUCCUCGAGGCUCUCCCCGCUGGAAGCCUGCGCCCACAGCUUCUUCGAUGAACUGCGAUGUCCUGGAACCCAGCUCCCCAACAACCGCCCGCUUCCCCCCCUCUUCAAUUUCAGUCCUGGCGAACUCACCAUCCAACCAUCUCUCAAUGCCAUCCUCAUCCCUCCUCACUUGAGGUCCCCGGCGGGCACUGCCUCCCUCACCCCAUCCUCACAAGCUUUAAGUGAGGCUCAGACCAGCUCGGACUGGCAGUCGACCGAUACCACAGCCGCCCUCACUAACUCUUCCUGAGGGCGCCACCAACUACCCUUCCAUCUGGGAGCCCUGUGUGGGGCUGGGAAGGGGGGGCCAUAGCCCACCAAGCUCCUGCCAUGACUGGGCCCCUAGACUAGAGGGCAGAGGUAAAUGAGUCCCCACCCCCCCUCCAGUCCCUCCCUCACCAGCCUCACUCCUGCGGUGGGCUUUUUAAGAGGAUUUUAACUGGUUGUGGGGAGGGAAGAGAAGGAAGGACAGGGGAUGGGGGGCAUGAGGACCUUCCACCCCCUCAGCCCCUCCCCCUCCCCCCAGGUCUCCACCUCCUCCAACCCCCUCCCCUACUGCGUCCCUUGUAAAUAGAACUGACCAGCCCCUCUCCUCCUCUUCCCUCCCCUGGCCCCCGGGUGUAAAUAGAUUGUUAUAAUUUUUUUCUUAAAGAAAAUGUCGAUUCGCACCGUCCAACCUGGCCCCUUCCCCUCCUACAGCUGUGUCCCUGCUCCUGUCCUCUGCCCCUAAGGCCUCCUCCCUCCUCUCCCCACCCUGGAGGGCAGGGGCAGUGGGGGAGCUCCUGAUGUCUUAGUUUUCACAGUAAGGUUUGCCUGUGUACAGACCUCCGUUCAAUAAAUUAUUGGCAUGAAAACC